GCUGUCGGUUGUGGUUUUUGAUGAUCAGGAGUUGUUGCCCUGCAGCACUCUACUCGGCUCACCAGUCGUGUAUGACAGUGGAUCGUGUUGUAAUGCGAGUGUGCCAAGGCGGUAGCAUUUUGUGGUUGUGGUAGUAAGGCUGAAUAAUGGGGUGGAGUGUGAGACGAGGUUUGUACCACAUAACAGCAGAUUGUGGUUCAGUCAGACAUGAGGACGCCUCCAUGCCUUGGCCGCUGAGCAGCUAAGGGUCAGCUCUUAUUCCAGCAGUCAUGGCAGACAAAGAGGGGCUGCCCAUUGCCCCAGGGCAGGUCUACAUCGAGGUGGAGUACGACUACGAGUACAAGGCAAAAGACAAGAUGGUGACCAUUCGACAGGGAGAAUGCUACCUGCUGGUGAAGAAGACCAACGAGGACUGGUGGCAGGUGAGGAAGGAGGAGGGCGCCAAGGCUUUUUAUGUGCCGGCACAAUAUGUCAGGGAGGUGCGUCGGGCGCUCUUGCCCCCCCAGAAACCCGCCUUGAGGGCCAAGCCCACGGUUUUGGAUAUAUGCAAGGAGUCCAACGAGAAUUUCAGACCUCACCCYGAAAUGUCCAGCUUUGGUCGCCCGUCGCCUUCUUCCACCCCCUCACCGUCUUCUGACAGAGUCACGCCACCCGUGCUCUCGAAGGACACGAAUCAGAACUUGGGGAGUCCUCACCACUGCAAGCUGGUAGCAGAACUGGUACUGUUCCACAACAACAACAACCAUCAUCACAGCAGCAGUUCCUUCUCGCCUCAAACGCAGGACGAUUCGCCUCCGUUCAAAGUGGGAAGCAACCACAGCAAGAGUCCGGACGGAGACRGGAGCUCCACUCCCAGCGAGAUGCCUGGGGAGGGGUCCGACAAGCUCCGCCACGACUCUGAGUCCGGGGACGAGUUGAGCAGCAGCUCAACAGAGCACAUGCAGACAACGUCGCCCACAGGUCAUGGCCGGUCCGACUCCCCAGUGUACACCAAUCUCCAGGAGCUGAAGAUCUCUCAGUCCAGCCUGCCGCCCAUCCCCUCCGGCUCCCCGCUCCACAUCCUGGGUGACUGGGAGACCCAUAAAGACCUGAGCGGCAGGUAUUUCUACUACAACCGUGCCACAGGGGAGCGGACCUGGAAGCCACCGCGCACCAGAGACACCAGCAGCAGCACCAGCACCAUCAGUGUCCGAGGAGACAGCCAGGGCACAGCAGAGAGUGAGCCACUGUCCUCAGAGGAGAACUGCCACAGRACCCACUCCAGUCAGUCUGACAGUCAGUACGGGUCGCCCCCCAGAGGCUGGUCAGAGGAGCUGGAUGAACACGGGCACACCCUCUACGUGUCUGAACUCACACAGGAGAAGUGGAUAAAACAUGUUGACGAACAAGGCCGACCUUAUUACUACAGUGUUGAUGGCUCCAGAUCAGAAUGGGAGUUGCCAAAGUAUAGUAUUUCCCCUCAGCCUGGCGAAGUCCCGAAGAGUCGCAGUCUGGAGAGGAAGCAGCCGGAUCCCAUCGUCCUCACCAAGUGGAGGCACAGCACCUACGUCUUAGACCUCAACGACAAGGAGUGUGCUUCAGCGCCCAAGCAGAGCUCUCCCGACUCUGACUCCUGCCCCUCAUCACCUAAGCACCCUUCAACUCCCUCUGAGAAGUGUGGAGUCCUAAAUGUAACCAAAAUCACAGAAAAUGGAAAGAAGCUCAGGAAGAACUGGACGUCCUCGUGGACGGUGCUGCAGGGUUUCUCCCUCCUCUUUGCUAAGGGUCAAGGCAGCAGCACCUCUUGGUCAUACUACCACAGUGGCUCCAUCCCAGAGCUGCUCCUCACUCUUCUUAGCAGCUGGAAACGUUCGUACAAGCAUCGUCCAGCUGUGUCCUAUAAGAACUGUCGGCCUGUGCCGGCUACUGCUAAGUUCGGCYGCAAUCAGUCCAAACCCGAGUUCACCGUUGACCUGCGGGGGGCGUCGGUGGAGUGGGCUUCCAAGGAGAAGUCCAGCAAAAAGCACGUGAUUGAGCUGAAGACCCGUCAGGGCACAGAGCUGCUGAUCCAGUCUGAGAUWGACAGCGUUAUCAACGACUGGUACCGGGCCCUGACAGAGACCAUCAGCACACAUGCCUGGGAGUCAGACGAGGCCAUCGAGGAGGACAUGCCUGAGUCUCCUGGUGCUGAGAAACAGGACAAAGAGAAGGACCACCGAGACUCCAAAAAGAGCAGAGUCAUGAAGAACUCUGUCAGCAUGGACUCCUCAGACCAGAAGAAAACCAGGAUGAAGCUGAAGAAGUUCCUGACGAGGCGGCCCACCUAUCAGGCCGUCCGAGACAAAGGAUACAUCAAAGAUCAGGUGUUCGGCUGCAGUCUGACCAGUCUCUGCCAGAGGGAGAACACAUCGGUGCCCAACUUUGUUACAAUGUGCAUCGACCACGUGGAGAACACAGGGCUCAACGUGGACGGUUUGUACAGAGUAAGCGGGAACUUGGCGGUGAUCCAGAAGCUUCGCUUUGCUGUCAAUCAUGAUGAGGCGGUGGAUCUGAGCGACAGUAAGUGGGAGGACAUCCAUGUCACCACCGGUGCUCUGAAGAUGUUCUUCAGGGAACUUCCUGAGCCUCUCUUCACAUACYGCUCCUUCAACGACUUUGUGAACGCCAUCAAAUGCUCAGACUACAAGCAGCGYGUGAAUUUUGUCAAAGACUUGAUCAAGAAGUUGCCAAAACCCAACCACGACACAAUGCAGGCCCUCUUCAAACACCUGAAGAGGGUGACGGAGCACGGAGAGGCCAACCGCAUGACCACCCAGAGCGUCGCCAUCGUGUUCGGACCCACGCUGCUGCGGCCCGAGACCGAGACGGGCAACAUCGCCGUGCACAUGGUCUACCAGAACCAGAUAGUGGAGCUCAUACUGAUCGAGUACGAAAGUGUUUUUGGCAGGUAGAAGAGGACCCGUUGUUGUUUCCCCCACCACGGGAACCGAACUCUGCUGCGGACCAAGCGCGAUGGGAGAAAAGAGCUUUCAUUAACCGUUUACAAAAGCGUUGCACUUAGUUUGAAGAUAUGUUCAGGGGGAAAAAGGAAGAAAAAGUAGCGGAUGGAUCUCCACCCCUCUCCUGUCAGCUGUGGGCCGACCGUGGACAGACUUUCAGAUUGGUGUGAUUUGGUGGGCUUUGAGUGGUUCCACGCGCUGGAUCCUCGUUGGCCAGUGAUACACAGCUGAGCAGGAAUCACCUCUGAGCUGAACCGGCUCUGUUUUCUGUGCUUUGGAUCAAAUAAACCUCCUUAACAAGUCUUUGGGCACUUCCCCUCUUUAACCAGUGUUAGCCAGAACGUCCCCCUGACUUGAACGAGCUGAACAGAACCUCCUCCUCCUCCUCCURSUCCUCUGCCACCUUUGUACAAACUGUGGUGAAGUUCUCAUCAUGCUGCUGGGCCUCAUCCUUGACGUUACUGGAAAACGAGUGGAUUUCUGCGACCUGCAGUGUGAUCAUUUCACACCAAGCUAAUGUUAAAUAGCAUUUAGAGAAGUGGUGCAGCACUUGUUGUGUGUGAGUGUUAGAAUAAAUAAUAAUAAAAAAAAUAGCCUUCAAUCCACACCUGUUGUACAGCGUUAAAAACUAGUUGUUCCUGUAAAARGUUUUCUUGUGACUGAGGUAUGUAUGCUUUGAUGGUGAAAGAUUUUGCUUUUGUACAUUUGAAUUUAAACAUGAAUUUAAAACCGAAUGUGAAGAAAGAAAAAACAGAAAAGAGGGAAAAAAAACGUGAUUGACUGUUAUUUUUGUUUGCAGGUGUGUCUCGGUCAGCUGCACAUUUUGAAUGUAAUUUUCAGCCUAACUGCUGUUUGUGGAAUUGCUCUGUCUAAUAAAAAAGACAAAUGAA
Molecule: messenger RNA, 3868 nt
Organism: Austrofundulus limnaeus
Lineage: Eukaryota; Metazoa; Chordata; Actinopteri; Cyprinodontiformes; Rivulidae
Gene: arhgap12b
Product: Rho GTPase activating protein 12b
Exons: 19
Coding region: 270-2930 (886 amino acids)
Biological process (GO): regulation of GTPase activity; signal transduction
Cellular component (GO): cytoplasm
Molecular function (GO): protein binding
Source: RefSeq, a predicted model, not a curated record